Messenger RNA from Penaeus vannamei (Pacific white shrimp), 686 nucleotides. RefSeq names its product thyroxine 5-deiodinase-like. The record is from RefSeq and is a predicted model, not a curated record. Lineage: Eukaryota; Metazoa; Arthropoda; Malacostraca; Decapoda; Penaeidae. Gene Ontology annotation, molecular function: thyroxine 5'-deiodinase activity.
GAAAGGCGAAAGACCGAGCGAAAAGUCCUUCCAGCCAGAGCCUCGAGCAUGCCUGGCCGCGAGAGUCCAGCCGAGAAAUUAACCGAGGAGAGCGAAGGUCGAGAAGUCGAGGUCGAGAUGUCACUGUCGACGGUGCUCCGCUACCUGAUCGAGGUGCCCAAAGGGUUAGGCAAGAUCGUCGGUUUCAGCUGCAUCCUCCCCUGCCUGACGAAGGCGCUGGGGGUCGAGCGGGUGCAACAGAUGGCCGAGUCGAAGCUGGACCCCGAGAUGCCGUCGAAGGCGAGGGAGAAGAUGCUGUCGGCCUUGACCACGCCCAACGAGGUCGCGACGCUAAAGGAGAGGUCAAAGUUCAUCUGGGAAAACGCGCUACGGGAGGCCAGGAUUCAGGCCGAGCUGGAUAGGAUAGCACCAGAUCCUUCGGUUUUGAAACUCGAAGGAAGGAACGUGUGUGGACUCCUGGACAGCGCCUCUCCCUCGCGACCUUUCGUCAUGAAUUUCGGGUCAUGCACGUGACCUACGUUCAUGGCCAGCUUGGAGCGGUUCCAUGAGAUGACUGAGGACUACUCCGAGCUGGCAGACUUCGCCCUCGUGUACACCGCGGAGGCACACCCCAUCGACGGAUAUUUUCUCAAAGACAACUUGCAGAUUCCGAAGCAUAAGACGCUGGAAGAACGUUACAAAGCCGC